UCUGCUCUCCCUCCUUCGGUUUUCUCACUUUUUUCUUCUGCGUUUUUCUGUAAUCGCCUCAAUCCUUCUUUCAACUUCAUUUCACCUUCCCAAUCUUCCUUGCCCGGUCCCAAUGUCCACUCAUACUUCAGCUUCCAACCGUGCUUCCCUGCUCGCUGGCCUUCGCACUGGGGGUGUGCGCUCCAAUUUCCCUCAGACCGCAGCUCCCGGUGCCUCUUUCAAUAUUCCCCGCCUCUCUGUCAGUCAGCACUCUGUAUACCCGGAGGAAGGAGAGGGACAGAUGUUGUUCGUCAAUCAGGCAGCUAGCCAACGCGCGAUGCCGAUGACAGCCGCCGUCGAUGGGGCAAGCAACCGAUUCCUGCAACAGCAGAAUCAUGGUGCCUUUUCCCCCGCUUUUGGGGGUCAGGCCAACCAGGCUCAGGCGCAGGCUCUGCAGAUGCAGUUGAUGCAGAUGGAGAUUCUCAGGAUGCAGGCUCUCCAGGCCCAGCAGUACCAAGCCCAGUUCCUGGCUCAGAGCCAGACGCAAAGGCGCCCGAAUUUUAACCCUCCCGCGACAGCCGGUCCGACUGGCUCAUUCAACAUUCACCCCCAAACUUCCAAUGCUCCAGCCAUGAGAACCUUGCGUCCUCAAGAGGAGGGUCAGGUGCCUAUGACUGCUGCUCUCGGGGGAAAAUUCGGAGCGCGCGCGAUUCCCCCGAUGGGUCGUUUCUCGACCGAGGAGUACAACGAGCAGCUGCCUGUACCUCCUACGCCGGGUACCGGGGUCAUCAGCGGAGGAACCGCGUUGGGUGUCGCCACCCCAGUUGUCCCCAAAUCGGAGACUGCUUCCAGCUGGAGACGUAACGGAACCAAUAAUUCGGUUCUCCGCACUGGGAACCGUCCGAACUUCAUUAAGAGUUCUUCCCCGCCCCGCCUUUCGCCUCCGGCUCUGGGAAAGACUCGUCCGCUGCCGCUGCAGAUCAACAGCGAGUCCGUGCAUCCUGUGCCUGCGGUCGCUGUUGAUGGAUCGGAAGGCGAAAAUGAUGAUGGUUACUCGACCAGUUCCUCGGAAUCUGUUGCAUCGAACUCCCCGCCGACUACUCCCCGCUCUUCUUCUUCGGACAUGCUGAGCGUCUCGCCCCCCAAGCAGGGCAAAGUCCUCAUCGCCGAGCUCGGUCUCGGAUCUGGGGCGCCCAAGAUUGUCGGGCAGAGACAGGUGAGCCAGCCUACCAGACAGCCUCGCGGGCCGCCUUCCGGUGCGGACGAAUUGGGGCCGCGCAACUUUGCCGGUCGUGUGGCCGUGCGAGUGGUUGUCGUUUGA
Mycena citricolor is the source of this 1300-nucleotide messenger RNA. NCBI's taxonomy places the organism in Eukaryota, Fungi, Basidiomycota, Agaricomycetes, Agaricales, Mycenaceae. The record is from the annotation of a GenBank genome assembly.